Molecule: messenger RNA, 1799 nt
Organism: Exophiala xenobiotica
Lineage: Eukaryota; Fungi; Ascomycota; Eurotiomycetes; Chaetothyriales; Herpotrichiellaceae
Exons: 1
Coding region: 416-1072 (218 amino acids)
Source: RefSeq, a predicted model, not a curated record
UGAUCUGCCUCGCAUCACCAAUCGACAAACAUUGACUCGGCUUCGCUUGCGUCGAUCUCCCUGCUUUGCCGCCCGAUUGAGUGCUGUCUAGGUGCUGUCUAACCUGAAAUUCAAGACACCAUUGGAACGCCAGCCAACCAGAAUUCGCCUAGCUCCGUGGCCCCUUCUCAGCCUCGCCUGUCUGUCUGGAAGUGGUGACGCACCCUUGCACCAUCACCUUCCUACAAUUGUGCUCCGGUACGGGAAUUCCAGACCAUUCGCUCCAUGUCAUCACGUAUGCUACUCGUAUAUAUUCUUUCACCAAUCCUUCGAACCUGACCUCGAUUUCUCAUCCUCACUCACAUCUCACCUUUCGUCAAAUCCCCGUCCACUCAAAUUCCAUUCUUCAACUCGCCACCUACGAUCACCCGUCACCAUGCAGCUCACCAACCUCAUCGUCCUCCUCGCAGCUGUCCCUGCUCUAGGUCAAAACUUGGGCUCUGGUGCCGCAUCUGGUGCCUCUUCAGUCCUCUCCUCUGCCAUCUCCGGAGCUGGAUCUGCCACUUCGACUGACAGCGCCGUCAGCUCCUCCGCCUCGAGCGCAGGCGCCUCAGCUGCUUCGUCCGCGUCCAGCUCCAUUGCCUCGAUCACCUCCGCAGCUUCCAACUCCGCCGCCGCCGCGUCUGCCUCAGCCCAGUCCGUUCAAGAAUCUGUUGCAAAGAGCUUCAGUUCCGCAGAGUCCGCCUUCUCAGCCAGCCUUUCCAGUCUCAGCUCCGCUGCUGCCAACAACGCCACUGGUGCCGCAUCCUCCCUCGCCUCCUUGACCUCGGCUGCCAGCUCGAUCCUGGGUAGCAUCACUAGCGACGCUGCAGGUGCUCUCAGCAGUGCUACAAGCAGAGCUGGUUCCGCAGCCUCUUCUGCUUCUUCGGUGAUUGCCUCCGCUACCAGUGGUGCUUCAAGUGCUACCAAUUCUGCUGCCUCAAGUGCAUCUUCUGCUGCUGCUUCGGGAGCUGGUAACGUGGCUGCCGCUCUGCCAACCGGAUUGACUGGAGUUGCUGGUGCUGCUCUGUUGGGUCUUGCUGCUCUGUUGUAAGAGGUGGAUGGUUUGGGUCACAAUCAUCACCAAAUUUGUACAGCAGAAAACGUUGUCUCCUACCAAAGGCGCACGGAAUGGGAGUCUUAGUGCAUAGCAGGGUCAUGCGAAUGUGUGUCGCUAUUAAAUCAAAGCAUUGAUAUUUGUACCCAAUAUUGUCCCUUUUCUUUGUCAUUAGCUCCUGGCCAAACGCUCUCUGAUGUAUGAUCUAACACGGUUUCUCAAUCAUCCAACACGAUUGUCUGCAUUCACCACCUCUAUAAGUGAAAAAUCAUCGAUCCGAACUCACAGAAUGUGGAGUCUAGGAACCACAUGGAUACCUUUGUUCUACUUUAGUAGAGGAAGUCUUGCAAUCGUUGGAAUGCUCUAGGAUGUAAUGGAUUGAGAUAAUGACCGGGUUGCGUUGGAAUCAAUGGACUGUAAGUGGAUCAUAAUCUAGAGGCGAGCUGUGUGCAGAAAAGUGAAAUGCUCCAAGUCUUAAUUUCAAUAGAGUAUAACUGACCUCCACAGUUCUUUGUCGUCACCUGUGGGCGGACAGUCACACCGCUCCCGCUCUAUAUCACCAGCAACGAGAAGACCCAUGUCGGAGGAAAGUCCCCGACUGAUCUCGCGACUCGACCGCAUAAGAGUGAUAUGACGGCAUUUUCUCCGAUACUGCAAUGCCAAUGUCGACGGGGAGUCCUCGCAUCAAGACUCCGUCGUCAUGAUGGUAUGACCUCGUGGGUGG